Lachnellula hyalina is the source of this 675-nucleotide messenger RNA. It is a transcript of the gene vti1, whose product is annotated as Vesicle transport v-SNARE protein. Gene Ontology annotation, molecular function: SNARE binding; SNAP receptor activity. Bases 1 to 675 code for a protein of 224 amino acids. Gene Ontology annotation, biological process: retrograde transport, endosome to Golgi; vesicle fusion with Golgi apparatus; intracellular protein transport. The transcript is spliced from 3 exons. Lineage: Eukaryota; Fungi; Ascomycota; Leotiomycetes; Helotiales; Lachnaceae. Gene Ontology annotation, cellular component: endoplasmic reticulum membrane; Golgi apparatus; SNARE complex. The record is from RefSeq and is a predicted model, not a curated record.
AUGGCCAACCCACUCGAUACCGACGUCGGCUCUGAGCUCUUCAGCAGCUAUGAAGCCGAGCUCAAACUCGUCCAGGCCGACCUGAGCCAGAAGCUCGACCAGAUCCCAGAUCUGUCUGGAGAACCCCGAAAGGCAGCCAUCAGCCAAGCAGAGCGAGCAGUAGAGGAGGCAGAUGAAUUGCUCGAGCAGAUGCGCAUUGAGAAAGCGAACAUCCCUUCCUCAACCCGUACCAAAGUCAACCAACGCUUCCGCAACCACGAGUCGGACGUCGACGUCGCAAAGCGGAAACUGCGCUCCCUAGCCGACGACCGAUCCGCGCUCUUCGGAUCCCGAUACUCAGAUAACCCGAACGAUGUGCAGCUCGAGCAGCGCCAACAGCUGUUGUCGGGAACCGAUCGUUUGGACCGCAGCUCGCAGAGGCUGAAGGCUAGUCAGGCGCUGGCGAAUGACACGGAGGCUAUCGGAGCAAGCACGCUUGCGGACUUGCAUACGCAGAGAGAGACGAUCAUGCAUACGAAUGCUACUUUGCUGGAGAGCGAGGGAUAUGUGGAUAGGAGUGUGAAGACGUUGAGGGGGAUGGCGCGUAGGAUGGCUACAAAUCGGAUUAUAACUGUUUGUAUCAUCACGGUUUUGGUUCUCCUCAUCAUUGCUGUGGUUUACAGCAAGUUCAGUUGA